Molecule: messenger RNA, 1407 nt
Organism: Triticum turgidum subsp. durum (durum wheat)
Lineage: Eukaryota; Viridiplantae; Streptophyta; Magnoliopsida; Poales; Poaceae
Source: the annotation of a GenBank genome assembly
AUGGACGGACGAGACGACGUCAAAAAGCGACAUCCCCCGGCCCGGGCCGCAGACGCAGCCACCCAGCCAGCCAGCACCCACACGCGCGGCACCAUGCCGGCUACCGCCGUCGCGCUCCUCCUCUGCUCCCUCCUCGCCGUGGCCGGCGCCGCCAUGGACCCGGCCGAGCGGGAGGCGCUGCUGCGGGUCAUGGAGGCCGUCUCCUCCGACCGCGACUGGCGCUCCUCCUCGGGCACCGACCCCUGCGCCGCGCCCUGGCCGGGGCUCGAGUGCAAGCCCGACGCCGCCGACAAGCGGCUGAUGCGCGUCACCCGGCUCGACUUCGGCGUGCCGCCCAACCCGGCCUGCAGGGAGGUCGCCGCGUUCCCGACCCACGCCUUCUCCGCGCUGCCCCACCUCCAGUCGCUCUUCCUCGUCGACUGCUUCAAGAACCCCGCCAAAACCGCCGCGCUCGCCCUCCCGCCCGCCGCCAACCUCUCCGCGUCACGCCUGCAGCAGCUCAGCAUCCGCUCCAACCCCUCGCUGUCCGGCACGCUGCCGCCGCAGCUCGCCAGCCUGCGGUCGCUACAGGUGCUCACCGUCUCUCAGAACCCGCUCAUCCGCGGCGAGGUCCCGCGGGGCAUCGGCGAGCUCACCGGCCUCGUCCACCUCGACCUCAGCUACAACUCGCUCACGGGCCCCAUCCCGGCGCGGAUCGGCGACCUCCGGAGCCUCCAGGGCCUCGACCUCAGCUACAACUCCUUCUCGGGCCCCAUCCCGAGCAAGCUCGGCCGGCUGGCGCAGCUGCAGAAGCUGGACCUGAGCUCCAACAACCUCACCGGCGGCGUCCCGGCCACCUUCUCCGGCCUCAGAUCCCUCACCUUCCUGGCGCUGAGCAACAACGGCUUGAGCGGCCGCCUGCCCGCGGGCCUCGCCGGCCUCCGGGACCUGCAGUACCUGAUCAUGGAGAACAACCCGAUGGGCGUGCCGCUGCCGCCCGAGCUGGGCGGCAUCGCGCGGCUGCAGGAGCUGAGGCUGGCCAACUCCGGCUACUCGGGGUCUAUUCCGGAGACGUUCGGGCGGCUGACGAGCCUGACGACGCUGUCGCUGCAGAACAACAACCUGACGGGCAGGAUCCCGGCGGGGCUGAGCCGGCUGAAGCGCAUGUACCACCUGAACCUGAGCAAGAACGGGCUGGACGGCGCCGUGCCGUUCGACGGCGCGUUCCUCCGGCGGCUCGGCCGGAACCUCGACCUGAGCGGCAACCCGGGGCUGUGCGUGGAUGACCGGGCCGCCAUGAAGGAGGUCGGCGUGGACGUCUGCGGAGGCGACGGCGGCUCCGGCGCUUCCCCCGGCGGAGCGAUCGCGAGGGGCGGCGCCCUCUGGCCGUCGGCCUCCGCGCUGCUGUGCUGCUGCCUCUUGCUCUGA